GGAGAGGGAGGAGGCCCAGGCCAUGUUUGGGAUGGAGGGAUGGAUGGAGGAAUGGAUGGAGGAGGUGGAGGGUUGAUAAACUCAGACCAGCUCACCAGACUCUCACUUCUGUCCUGCCCCCCCUCACAUCCCAGCAGGCCCUGUACUGCCACGUGUGACUCGGUGUCGUAGUGUCGUCGCUCGCCCACAGCACCCCCUGCAGUCAUGUGUGAUGAUGAGGAGAGCACCGCUCUGGUCUGUGAUAACGGAUCCGGUCUGUGUAAAGCCGGAUUUGCCGGAGAUGACGCCCCCAGAGCCGUCUUCCCCUCCAUCGUGGGCCGGCCCCGCCACCAGGGAGUGAUGGUGGGUAUGGGGCAGAAGGACAGCUACGUUGGAGACGAGGCUCAGAGUAAAAGAGGAAUUCUGACCCUGAAAUAUCCCAUCGAACACGGAAUCAUCACCAACUGGGAUGACAUGGAGAAGAUUUGGCAUCACUCAUUCUAUAACGAGCUGCGAGUGGCUCCAGAGGAACAUCCCACCCUGCUGACGGAGGCUCCUCUCAACCCCAAAGCCAACCGGGAGAAGAUGACACAGAUUAUGUUCGAGACCUUUAAUGUUCCUGCCAUGUACGUGGCCAUCCAGGCUGUCCUGUCGCUGUACGCCUCUGGACGUACCACAGGAAUUGUCCUGGACUCAGGGGAUGGCGUCACCCACAACGUGCCCAUCUACGAGGGUUACGCUCUGCCUCACGCCAUCAUGAGGUUGGACCUGGCGGGUCGCGACCUCACAGACUACCUCAUGAAGAUCCUGACGGAACGCGGCUACAGCUUCGUCACCACCGCGGAGAGAGAGAUUGUCCGCGACAUCAAGGAGAAGUUGUGUUACGUGGCGCUGGACUUUGAGAACGAGAUGGGGACGGCAGCCACGUCUUCUUCUCUGGAGAAGAGCUACGAGCUUCCUGAUGGACAGGUCAUCACCAUCGGCAACGAGAGGUUCCGCUGCCCCGAGACGCUUUUCCAGCCGUCCUUCAUCGGUAUGGAGUCGGCAGGUAUCCAUGAGACGACCUACAACAGCAUCAUGAAGUGUGACAUCGACAUCCGUAAAGAUCUGUACGCCAACAACGUGCUGUCGGGAGGGACCACCAUGUACCCGGGCAUCGCAGACCGUAUGCAGAAGGAGAUCACAGCUCUGGCCCCGAGCACCAUGAAGAUCAAGAUCAUCGCCCCCCCAGAGAGGAAAUAUUCGGUGUGGAUCGGCGGCUCCAUCUUGGCCUCCCUCUCCACCUUCCAGCAGAUGUGGAUCAGUAAGCAGGAGUACGACGAGGCCGGACCCUCUAUCGUCCACCGCAAGUGCUUCUAGAGGGAUCCACAUGGAUCUCCAUCUUCUUCAAGCUCCUCCCCCUCUUUUUUUUUUGUUUCCCUCCAGCAGCUUCUUAUUUUAGCCUUACUGAUCACGAGCUAACAGAGCUAACAGAGCUAAAAGGUACCACAUCAGCCCUAACAAACAUCCAACCAGAGACGACACCAGCAGGACUUCUUCAGGAGGGGUUUAGUAGUUCAGUCUUUUAUUGUGACAGGUGGUUGACAGGAAGUGAUGUCGUCUUCAGGUUUUUUUGGUGAACUGAACCAUUGACUGACCCUCCAUCAGAAAACCAACUCUCCCUCUGUGCACCUUCAAACUGUGAAAGUGACGAUUGUCUAGCCCCUCUGCUCCACCAGUGCCCCACCCCCUCUGCCUCACAUGUGCCCCACCCCCUCCCCCCUCUGCCGCACAUGUGCCCCGCCCCCCUCCCCCCUCUGCCUCACAUGUGCCCCGCCCCCCCUCCCCCCUCUGCCUCACAUGUGCCCCACCCUGCCAUCCUUUAUGCUGAAGCUUGAACGUUGCCCGCUGGUGAUCUCCUCCAUCGUUCACACUGUCUUAUGAUGAUGUCACACAUUGUAUGAUGAUGUCACAGGUGAGCUGGAGGCAUGACCCCACGGUGCUGGUAAAGAGUGAGAGAUGUAAUGGCGAACGAGACAGAUGAUUGGCCCAGGAAGACAAUAAAGAGCUCUCAUAUAAGA
Messenger RNA from Acanthopagrus latus (yellowfin seabream), 2039 nucleotides. It is a transcript of the gene acta2, whose product is annotated as actin alpha 2, smooth muscle. Bases 205 to 1338 code for a protein of 377 amino acids. Lineage: Eukaryota; Metazoa; Chordata; Actinopteri; Spariformes; Sparidae. The transcript is spliced from 9 exons. The record is from RefSeq and is a predicted model, not a curated record.